Messenger RNA from Puccinia graminis f. sp. tritici CRL 75-36-700-3, 1128 nucleotides. RefSeq lists its product as uncharacterized. The coding region runs from base 1 to 1128 and encodes 375 amino acids. The record is from RefSeq and is a predicted model, not a curated record. NCBI's taxonomy places the organism in Eukaryota, Fungi, Basidiomycota, Pucciniomycetes, Pucciniales, Pucciniaceae. The transcript has 4 exons.
AUGGCGGCAGCCGCCAAAGCACCGCCCUGGUUCGAUCUCGCCGGGAGAACGGUUGAUCCUCUUUUUCGUAUCCUCUUCGCCAAUACCGCGUCCUCUGUCCGUGUUCGAUGGGUGUCCAGACUCGUCCUUUUCCGGGAGCUGCUCAAGAUAAAAGACAAGGCCCGCCUGCCAUUUCUUUCUCCAUCCUCAUCAACUCCCAUCCCCAGUUCCAUGGCUCGCUCCAUCUUUGACCGACCUCCUACUCCAUACCCCACUCAGGCUCAUCCCCAACCGUUUGCUACGGCCAGGGUGCACCAUCCCAUGGCGAUGAUUGUAGAUCACCCAGCCAAUCACCCUGCACCUGUGACUACUACCGCUGGUAGUUUGCCUCUAGCUGCUAGGAUCUCGCCUGCGGGUGCUACCCCCGUCAUCAAUGGGCCUCCUUUUCAGUUAGCAGGGAGAGGUCCCCCCCCAGCUUAUAGCGGUCCCGGCCUCGCUCGACCUGCUCCCGGCUAUCGUAGGUACAACAUCGGCUUCAACAGAGGCGGAUUCCGAGGGAGUUUCAACCUAGGAUCAAAUUUCAGACCCCGUGGUUCAAUCUCGCCCUUUCAUCACUUCAAUCAACGAAGACAGGCGCCUAACCGCCUCCGCACCCCGGUGGUCACUGUCAAUCGGGCUUCCAUUGGUGCCCCUGACUUCCCGCUAACCGCGCCACCGAGCCGCAUCCCCUCCACACCAGCCAGUAGUGUGGAGGAGCUAAACCUCGUACGCUCUAAUUCGUCCUCUUCGAUCAGCAGCGUUGCUUCGGCCGAGGACUUCGUCCUUCCUCGACCCCGCGUUCCAUCCCCAACUCCAGCUGGGAUGUACGACCCUGCCGACUAUCACCUCCUCUUGCGUCACCAGGUGGAAGCUCUGCUCGAUCGACGCGCCGACCCCGCCCGUUUUGAUAGAUAUGCAUUUACACCCCAGCAUAUUGAUGACCUCUACGAGUCCAUCACUACUGCGAUGGUCAAUCAUUUCACAACUUACCCUGCUGCUAAUGCAGCAGAGCACGAGAGCCGGGUUCGUUUAUUCCGAUUUGCGAGUGGCCGCCACCGCACCAUGACUCGUAGACCUCCGCCUCGAAAACCAGCUUCAAUGGACGACUAA